AGCAGGGAGGGAGUCAGCAGCAGGGGGUUGGGGAGGGCCGUGACCCUGCGCUCCAGGACUUCUGUGCGCGCUGGGGCUAGCCAGCUGCAAGUUGCAAACUAGUUGCCUGCGCUGGGCCCCACGAUGAGAGGGGCGCUCACCCUGUGCUUCCUGUGGCAGGCCUUCUGGCCCCGGCCUGGUGGCGCCGAGCACCCCACCGCCGAUCGCGCGGACUGCACGGCCUCGGGGGCCUGCUACAGCCUGCACCACGCCACCUUCAAACGCCUGGAGGCCGAGGAGGCCUGCAUCCUGCGCGGCGGGGCGCUCAGCCCGGUGCGCGGGGGCGCAGAGCUGCGGGCCAUCCUCCAGCUCCUGCGGGCAGGCCCGGGGCCUGGCGGGGGCUCCAAGGACCUUCUGUUCUGGGUGGCGCUGGAGCGCGGACGUUCCAGCUGCACCCUUGACAACAUGCCCCUGCGGGGUUUCUCCUGGUUGUCCCCCGACGGAGAUGCGGCUGGCGGCAGCGACUCGGACAGGGACACGCUGCCCUGGGUGGAGGAGCCCCAGCGCUCCUGCACUGCGCGGAGGUGCGCGGGGCUGCUGGCCACCCGCGGAGUGGAGCCCGCCGGCUGGAAGGAGGCGCGGUGCCAGCUGCGCACUGACGGCUACCUGUGCAAGUACCACUUUGAAGGCUUGUGCCCGGCGCCGCGCCCCGGAGCCGCCUCGAACUUGAGCUACCAUGCCCCCUUCCAGCUGCACAGCGCAGCGCUGAGCUUCAGCCCCCCUGGGACCCAGGUGAGUGCGUGGUGUCCAGAGGAGCCCAGUUCCAUCAAGGUCACCUGCCUGCAGGACAAGGGCGGCUUGCACUGGGCCGGGAUGCCCCCGGGGGGGUUGCUCUGCGCCUGUCCUGGGAGGUACCUGCGUGGUGGCAAGUGUGCACAAUUGGAGGACUGCCUAGACGCCCAGGGAGGCUUUGCUUGCGAGUGUGCUGAAGGCUUCCAACUGGGGAAAGACGGACACUCGUGUGUCCCCAGUGCGGAAAGACAGCCUGCUGGUGGGGGAACCAAGGUGCCUACCAAGCACCCACAGGCCACUCAAAUAAGCCCAGUGCCAAGGAGAACCUCGUCGCCCAGGCAUCCUGAGAAGCCGGGAGAACUGCCCCAUGGAACAGGACAAGACAGUUCAACAUCUAGUCCUAAAAUUCCUCUUUGGAAAUUGCAUAGCAUGGCGCCUACCCUGUGGGUCACUCCUCCCACAGAGGCCAAGGCCACUGUCAGCUCACCCGGAAGCAGAAGCCGACCUCCCAGAAUUGAAGCCACUUCUUCACCUGCCAGUCCUCAGGCUUUUGACUCUUCUUCCACCGUGGUUUUCGUCCUUGUGAGCAUAGCGGUGGUCGUGUUGGUGAUCUUGACCAUGACAGUGCUGGGGCUUUUCAAACUCUGUUUCCACAAGAGCUCUUCCUCCAGGUCAAGGAAGGGCCCUCUGGCCCUUGCGGGCGUGGAGAGUGAUUCUGAGGCCACUGCUGCUAGGUCCUCUGAUUCUGCACAUGCCACAAACAAUGGGGUGAAUUGAAGCUUGGGGAUUGUGGUCUGCGGGGCAGGGCCGAGGGGUCCCCGCUUGCUCCCAGUGACUCGUAGGGAAGUGGGACAGUGAUCCCUUGAGUUCAGAGGUUUUUACUUACCAUGAAAGCAGGAAAGGAGAAGUUUCCCCUCUUCUAACUUCCUUCUACCCCACCUGGGAGAUAAAUCUGAACAGGCCACUUCUGGAGAUAGAAGAGAUGAAAGUGCCUUAGUGUGGUUCUGGGGCCUGGAAUGGAACCUGAGCAGUAUUUUGUUCUGUUUCGUUUGUUUUGUUUUGUUUUCUGGGGGAUCUGGAAAAGUGAUUGAACAUUUUUUGAGACAGUGAAAUAGAAAAUAGAAUACGUUUUUAUUUUUACUAAAGCACUUCUCUGUACAUUAUUCAGUCUAGGAAUAUAUUGAUCAGAAACUCCUAGGCACAAAAUAAAAGAAUUGUUAAUAACCCCGAGUCAAAUAUCAUUGGUUUUAUGGCAAGAUAAAUAUUUGAGGAGAGUAGCUGGAGGGCAUUCUGGGAAGAGCAACAGAAGUGUGUCCUACUUUUAGGUUGUGGGGGUGGGGGGUCUCUAAGUCUUUGUAAUGAGGAGUAGGUCUUUAAGAACUAGUAACUUUUCCCCUUGGUUCUUUGACUCCUUGCCUUCGUAGAUGCUGCACUGGGGUCUUCUAUAGACGCAGAGUUCAGCAUUGCAGAGAAUGCUGAUUCGGGAAGAAAACUAUCAUUAACCACCAAUUCAAGUGUUUACUGUGUGUCCUUGCUCCAGGAGACUCAGGGUGUUGCGCUUACCUUGUUCCAUGUUGAUCCUCUCCAGUGUAAUGACCCCCUCAACCUCAUAGCCCUCUUCUAACUAUUAGGAUGCUUAUCUCCACUUUCAAUUAUGGUCCUGUUAAUUAAAACGUUAAUGCUGA
Erinaceus europaeus (western European hedgehog) is the source of this 2456-nucleotide messenger RNA. RefSeq names its product C-type lectin domain containing 14A (gene CLEC14A). Gene Ontology annotation, molecular function: extracellular matrix protein binding; extracellular matrix binding. The transcript has a single exon. Gene Ontology annotation, cellular component: external side of plasma membrane; extracellular matrix. Gene Ontology annotation, biological process: cell migration. Bases 124 to 1548 code for a protein of 474 amino acids. The record is from RefSeq and is a predicted model, not a curated record. Lineage: Eukaryota; Metazoa; Chordata; Mammalia; Eulipotyphla; Erinaceidae.